Molecule: messenger RNA, 1589 nt
Organism: Serinus canaria (Common canary)
Lineage: Eukaryota; Metazoa; Chordata; Aves; Passeriformes; Fringillidae
Gene: GPR88
Product: G protein-coupled receptor 88
Exons: 1
Coding region: 519-1589 (356 amino acids)
Biological process (GO): G protein-coupled receptor signaling pathway
Cellular component (GO): membrane
Molecular function (GO): G protein-coupled receptor activity
Source: RefSeq, a predicted model, not a curated record
CAUGAUAGGGUUUGGCUUUCUUUUUUUUUUUUCCUUCUUGAUUUAACAAGUUGAAAAUCUGCUGAAUAAUUCAUGAAGAGUGGAAGGGCUGAAUCUUCCUGGAAUGAUAUACACUGUACGUACUGUGGCACAGGAGAAACUGCAAAGCUUUGUAUCAGUUGCUGCCGUUUCUGCUGCCGAUUGCAAGGUGCUGCUGCUUUUGCUGUUUUCACAGCUACAGAAACCUCAGUCGUGCUCUGGUCUGCCAACAGCCAUUUGCCUCCCUAUGGACCCACCUUCACCAGCUACAAUCUGUGGACUCUCUUGCUGCCUACCUGCCUUGGACACUGCUGGUUUUUGGAUCCUUACUGCAAACAGCAUUUUCUGGACCUUAAAGCUUGUAUGACUGAAACCUGCCUUAGAGUCCUUCAGCUGUGCAGCCUCCCGUGUGUUUGGUGAGGACUCCUGCAGCAGAACUUCUGACCCAGACAAGGAUGGGAUUUACAGGGCAAAGCCAAAACUGAGCUGCAUUCAGCGAGAUGCCCAACGCCUCUUCCUGGAGUGCUAGCUCGCCUCUGCUGCUGCUCUGGGAGGACUCCUCCGGGACUCGCAUCUUUCUGUCGCUGCUCUACGCAGUCUUAGCUAUCUCAGGGACUUUAUCCAAUGUGAUGGUCAUCUAUUUAGUCUUCUCCUUCAAGAAGCUGCAGACAACCAGCAAUGCCUUCAUCGUGAACGGCUGUGCGGCAGACCUGAGCGUGUGCGCCCUGUGGAUGCCCCAGGAGGCUGUGCUGGGGCUGCUGCCCCCCAAUUCCUCCUCCCUUCGCUCGGCGGAGUACCGGCUGCUCCGAGGGGGGCUCCUUGGCCUCGGCCUCACCGUCUCCCUGGCCUCGCACCUGCUGGUGGCUUUCAACAGGUACGUGCUCAUCACCAAGCUGCCCAGCGUGUACCAGGCCCUCUACCAGCGGAGACACACGGGCUGCAUGAUUGGGCUCUCCUGGGCCCUCGCCCUGCUCCCGGUCCCGCUGCUGCCCGGGCUCUGGACCCUGGGCUCAGCCCAGUCGGACGGCAGCUCUCGCUACACCGCCCUGCUCCUCGCCCUGGCCGUGCUGGGCCAGACCGCGCUGCUGCUCCACUGCUACCUCGGCAUCGUGCGGCGGGUGCGGGGCAGCGCCAAGCGGGUCAGCGUCCUCAACUUCCACCUGCUGCACCAGCUGCCCUUCCCCGCCGCGCCACCGCCGCCUCGCCGCGCCCAGCGCCGCCUCAGCAGCGUCUCCGUCCUGCUGCUCUGCUGCGUGUUCCUGCUCGGCACCCAGCCCCUGGUCUGGGUGAGCCUCCUGGGCUUCUUCCUGCGCCCGGCGCCGCCGGCGCUGCAGGCCGCCAGCUGGCUGCUGCUCUGCUCGCUCUCGGCCCUCAACCCGCUGCUCUACACGUGGCGCAGCGAGGAGUUCCGCCGGGCGGCCCGCUCUGUCCUGCCCCGCGGUGAGGGCCCGGCCGCCGCCCCACGCCCCUCGGCCGCCGCCGCGGGCCCCGCCGGUGCCCCGCCCUGCCCGCAGCUGCCGCGGCGCCGGGGCACGGGGAGCAGCGCCGCGGCCGCGGCCGCGCCGCGCUGA